Molecule: messenger RNA, 7653 nt
Organism: Cydia pomonella (codling moth)
Lineage: Eukaryota; Metazoa; Arthropoda; Insecta; Lepidoptera; Tortricidae
Exons: 6
Coding region: 999-3002 (667 amino acids)
Source: RefSeq, a predicted model, not a curated record
UUAUAGGACACUAAUAAACAAAUUGACUAAGCCCCACCGUAAAUAAGAUAAUUAAUAUAAUAAUUAAUAUGCCGCUCUUGCAAUUUCCGAAUAUUAUUUCUCCACAAAAAAAUCUUGCUUAUAAUAUUUAUUGUAGGAGGUAUCUCUCAGAAAUUCAGAAUAAAUCUUUGAAGUGAUUAACUACAUUCACGAGCGCUGACUUUUUCGACUAUCGCCUUCUCUGUCACUCGUAAUGUCCGUCUCUCUCCACUUUUCCGAUUCACGCUUGCGCAGAGAGGUUUUUCCCAAAAGAUGCGGGCACUUGAAGCUUCAUAUGCUGAAUAAUUGUAACAGGAUUUUAAACUUCGUUCUGUAUUGUGUUAAAGUUGUGGAACUUGAUUAUAUGUGUUUUUAUAAACGUCUAACUUAUUGCAAUUUUAGUGAUUAGCAAAAUGUUUUUUGUUAUGAUAAAUUAGUCUCUAUUUUUGAAUGAAAAAUUAAAAGGUAUACAAAAUUAAGUAUAAAAAUUAACCUUAAAAUAACCAGAAUAUAAGAUUAUUUAAUCCAUUUUUAUACAUAGAAUGCCUCUCUAUACCUACUCCGAAGUAUCUAUACUCUAGAACUUCUAGAUCUCCUAGGCAAUUUACAAUAGUUACGCAAGAGGGGAUCACUCUACGCAGCUUCGAGCGACGCGCGGACCCGACUCAGCCUCUGGAUCCAGUGAGACCCCGGGCAUCGCCUCUGACAUUAUCGUCAUACGAAUAACCUAAAAACUACGAUGAUUUUCCAUCAAGUGUAUAAGCGCCCUAAUUUAAAAAUAAAACUUUUUGAAAAAGGAACAUUGUAAGUGGCCAGUGCAAGUUUGAAAUUUUAGUGACUUGUGAGACGUUUUUUGUGGAUUAAACGAUUUGGAGUUAUUGUUAUCUGUGACUUGAGUUUGAGUGUUAUUAAUUGAGACUUCAACGCAAUUAUGGAAGCGGAGCGGCGUUAAACAACCAACGAUGAAGUGAGAAGCAAAAAUGACUAACGUCAAACUAAAACUAAUGUUCUUCCUUCUAAAUGCACUACUAACAGCUGACAUAGUACACGCUAGACCAUAUUCUAACAACACUACAGAUGUCUACAUAAAUAAUAAUGAUACUUUUAUUCUGCCUGUAGAACCUAAUUCAGAUACACUAAUAGUAGCUACCGAUAAUGAUGGCCACGCAGAUCAAACAGUUGAAGAAACUAAUAGAAAUUCAAAUACAGAUAUGGAAGAAAUUGUUAACGCUGAGCAAGAUAGAGACGAAGCAUUAUCUAAGAAGAAUAUGAAAGAAAAGGAUAGCGUGUUAGAAAUAAAGAAAGAUGACGCUCCAGGGUUUGAAAAACAGCUAAACAUAUCAAGUUCGUUGAUGGAAGAUAUAAUAGACUCUGAGACUGAUAGAGAUGAAACGCUGACAGAUAUACUUUUCAGACCAGCGUCAGAGCUAGUUGAAGACAUGCCAAGAUUUGAGUUUCUCAUUUCAACAAAGUUAAACGAAACUGAUGUUUAUAACCGGAGCGUUAAGGACGGUUUAAGUGAAAACAGUUUAGAAGGAAGGAAUAGAAGUAGAAAGUUUGACUACGUGGAACUGGUGGAGGUUUUGAGGCCGAAGGGGGACAACAAGAGUGCAUAUUUUGUUAAUAUAACGGGACAUGAGGUCGACAAUGAUUUGGCGCCCGAUACAAUCCUGUCCGUGUUCUCAGGGUUCACGGACCUGCAGACCCUGUUCCUGGCCUGCUUCGCCACGCUGCUGCCGCUGCUGCUGGUGCUCUUCGCGACGCUUUUUAUCAGAUGCCUGUGUCGCCGCUACUGCAAGAAGCCCUCGGACUCCUCGGACUCCGAGAGCAGCGACAACAAAGACACGGCCAGCCAUCAACAGCUCAAGUCACCCAGUGAGGACACCAGGGAUGGAGCACCCGUGGACACCACCCCGGCUAACGGCUCCAUCAUCACCAUGACCUUGAAGAACAACCAUCUUAUUGUUGAGACUGAGGAGAGAAAUGAUAUAACCAAAAACGGGCGCGAGACGAAAAUGAAGUACUCUCCCGACAACGACGGAAUUUUCGUCGUCGAGGUCCAACAGUCUACGGCAUAUCGUCCCAACAACAAGACACUGCAGAACUCUCCCCCUCAUGACCCGCAGAUCUCUACCAAUCAGGCGCUCAUCCACCGAGUGCCAGAAGAACCAGAACCAAAGGAAGAAGAUGAUAACAUCAGUGGAAAAUUAAGAGAAAAGGCCCUCGCCUUAUCAAGUACCGGUCUCUCGAUAUCAGAUCUAAGUAUGUCUUCCAUUGGCUCCCACAACGUCAGCUACUCUUAUGGAAGCCAGAUUGGCUACGAACAAGGACCUUUCGGGUACCCAAUAUACGCAGGAUAUGAUAUACCUAAAGAAGAUAUAGGAGAUGGAAUUAUCCAUGACAGCUCAAGAGAACCUCUCAUUACAAAAACCCCUACAGACCCAGACAAGCCUGUAGUCACAGCAGCUAUAUUCAAACAGGAUUCAAUUAUUGGCAACGAUGCUUUGCAAGGCCCUGGAUAUUGCAUCGAAGGCUCUACUGACGGACCUUUGCUCUCUGACGUCCAAGCUAGGGAAGUCAGCUUACAACAUAUACAUGAUCAAAUGGAGAAAAAAUUAGAAAACGGGACAGCAGUUAUCGUCUCAGAAAAAAUUGAGAGCCCAAAAAAGACUUUCAACAGAGCCGAUAGUCUGCCCGUGCGGUUAGAAGAAGAAAAAGUUCCAGAUGUGAUAGAGAAGAGUGUGGUGAUGGAGACUAUUAAAGAAGACGACGCGCCGUCGAAAGAUGCGUUAAAAGGCAAACGAGCUUCACUUCCUAUUAUAAGAACAGAGAUGUACGAGUCUGUUAAAGAUGCAAUAAAACCCUCAGGUUCUCCUAAAUUUGAGAAGUUUGCCAACGACAUCUCACCGGGAGACACUGAUCUCCCGCCACCGAUGAUCACCAUAACUGAGGAAGAAUCUGGCAAGUCUGAAAAUGGUAGUUAAUUAAGUUUUGAAAUUCCUAAAUUUUAUCUAUGUAAAUAGAUGUAAGUUAACUUGUGAUUAGAAAAAGAAAGAUUUCAAUGAGUGAUCGGUACCAAAGUAUUUUAGGAAAGAGUACGUAAUGAAAACACGUUGCCUAGUGUACGUAGCAUCUAAGUAGUCUUCGUAUUUUGAUUUUCUUUUCUUUGAAGAUAAUCAAACAUUACUUUGUCAAUUUAAUCAAGUAAAUACUGUUGGGGAUUCUCAAGUGUAAUAGGGACUAAGUUGUAAAGAUUUGAUAUUAAAAUACUGGAUAUAAGAAUCUCAACUCACAGUAUGAAAACAGACUUGAAGACUUUCUUUACUCUAGGCAAUUGCGUGGUACAGAUAAAAAUGAGAUAAAAAAAUAUAGUAAAGACUUUUUCUCAAGAAACUCUGAGUAUUAAAAUUCGAAAAUUAUUUCAAAUGCAAAAAUAAACUGAUAAAUUGUGUAUGAAUUAGUCGAAGACAAAUUAGCAGCCCAUUUUGUAGAUAUUGAAUGUAAACUAGGUUAUUAUCAAAAUAUUUAAAGUUAUAAUAGUAGGUAGCGAUCUGAAAGAAUAUAUAGAUUGCGUUGUUGAUUUCUGAUCCCGUUUUAUUUUUAUCAUUAAUAGAUACAUUCAUCUGCUGGCAUAUACAAGAUAAUAACCUUAUACCAAUAAAAGCCAAACUAAAAGAAAAAUUGUAUCGCGAUGGCAAUGUUACGAAAACUUAAGUGACUCGUUGAAACAUUUGCCGUCCCAAUGCAAUAGGUACUAAAGUUUAGUUUAACAUAUUCUAUCAACAAUUAUCAUCUUGGCUAGACCUCCUUAUGUGUUUGAAAUAAGGUUAACGAUUCCACAUUUUAACAGGAAAGAUGUGGAGAUUUUUGUGGUGAAGUCACUGUUUUUAAUGUCUGCAGAAAUUAAUACGAAAUAAAUUGCAUAAAGCUACGUCUGCGAACGAUACAAAAAAAAAAAUAUAUUUAAAAAGGAAGAAAUUAAAAAAAUUGCUUCCUUCCUGAUAAUCUUCGGUUUCUUAGUUGGUAAGAGUCACAAGUUCGAGUCUUGCACAAAGCGGAUUUUUUUUUACGUACUUUACAUACCUUAUGUAAUUAUUUGAACUAUUUUGAUAUAUCUCUCAUCAGUAUUUUAUAUUACAGUACAUAUGGUGCUACUUUAGCGCGCUAGUGCGAAAAUUAGCAUAUUACGUUACUGUGUCGAACAUUUAAAGGGCCAUAUGUACUGUAAAACGUUGUACGAUACAUGUGCGAAUAGGUAAUUCGCAACUCCUAUCGAUUUAAAACACUCCCUUCGGUCGUGUUUUAAUUUAUCGCCACUCGAUUCUAAUUUCCUAUUUUUCGCACUUGUAUCGUAAUGUACUAUUGAACUAUAAAUGACGAUGGCAAUUAGAACAAAACAACUUUAUACAAUACAGUAACUUUAUUAGACUUUUCACAUGUAAUAUUUGUAAUUUAAUAAAUAAAUAAAUAUGAAUACAUACAGAUAUUAUUAACGGUGACAAAUUAGUUUUUUUAUAGUUAGAAAUUAAUAAUAUUUUGCUGCUUGAAUGUGGUAACAUGCAUUUUAAUGUAACAAAAAUUAUGUGUGAUGCAUUAACUGAGACAUUCCCAUAUAAGUUUUAUAGCUCAAAAUGUCAUUAAUCAUGUGAAUUUGUAGUUAGAUUAUAAAUAACUUUAGUUUCAUAAUUGUUCAAAUUCUAAAGUAGUUCCUUAUGGCUCACGUUCUUUCCCUUUUUGUCUAGUUCUAGAUGCCUAAUGUAAAUUAAUAAGUGGAAGAUUGUUGUUUUCUUGAUUACUGGUUACUUCAAAUUUGUUCGUAGGUAUUACAUUUUUACCUGUACAAGUAAUUGUAGGCUUUAUGAUUUUAUUCGGAGCUUUUUUGUCAAUUACCAGAUUUCUAUUAUAUGGCAAGUUACAUUUCUUUAUUACAUCACCUAUUCGAAAAAGGGUUUUUUUUUUCAUCAAAGUUGCACGUUUCUGUUUUAGGACAUGUUUUUUUUUUGUUUUUUGCAUAUUAUUUUUAAGUUUAAAUAAUCUUUUGAAACAUAAUAAUUUUCUCAUAGAUGAUGUGAUAAUGAAUAUGUGUCACAUGGUUGCAAAAUAUUUCUACUAUACGCUUAGGAUUAUAUUUUAGAAACAAUUCAAUUAUAGAAACCUUCGCUUCGUUCAGGAUUCAAUGUGCGCCCUCGCCGUAAAUAUAUCAUUUUACUCCCUUGUGACACAAUCUACUAUUAUGGCCGCUCGAUGCGUUUGCGCUUUUCAUAGGUUAUACCAGUGGUCAGGUGAGCAAAGUACGGCUCGCGGGCCAGCUUCGGCCACCUGCCAGUCCUAUAAGACUAUAUAAGACUCUCGACAUAACGAUUUCAAAUCAAAAUGCGUUAUUCCGCAGUUCUGGACCUCCUUGGAUUUUUUUUUCUGGUCCCCCAUGAAGAAAGUUUGCCCACCACUGGGUUAGGUAUACACAUAGAUGGAAUGUGUUUUCGACUUGAUGUAUUUUUUUUCUUGAUUGCUACACUUUUCAUUGCAGAUUUUUUAAAUUUACGCUCAAAUUUUAGCGGUCAAAAUAGUCAAUAUUUUAGCGAUAUUCGACACGUUUAAAAUAGUACAUUACGAUACAAGUGCGAAAAAUAGGAAAUUCGAAACGAGUGGCGAUAAAUUAAAACACGACCGAAGGGAGUGUUUUAAAUCGACACGAGUUGCGAAUUACCUAUUCGCACAUGUAUCGUACAACGUUUUACAGUACAUAUGGCCCUUUAAAUGUUCGACACAGUAACAUAAUAUGCUACUUCUCGCACUAGUGCUAUAAAGUAGCCCCAUAUGUACUGUAAAUAUAUUUUCGAGAUACUUCAUUGACGGGAAUCUGGUACCUUAAUAGAAUCUUAUAUCUAAAUACAUGUUUCAUUAAAUCUGUAUUUAUAUUGUUUAAAACCGUCUCCAUUUACCUAUCUGAACAAACAUAAGUAAAAUUAGACUUAAAUUUGUUAUAAAAUAAGUAAAUAUAAUGGAGGAAUUGAAUUUUAUCUAUAAAAGGUAAAAAUAAUUUAAAUGAAAUGUUAUGAACUCGCUAUUUUUAAUAAGUUUUUAUUAUAAGGCAAAGGCAUGUUUGAAUUUUCAAAGAUAUUUAUGAUUAUAAAAAGGUCCUUAAUGUUUAUCUAUACAUAAACUCUAACAUCAAUUGGCUUUCACACUCAGUAUGUACGUAAAGAAAAUAAAAUGCCCAGAUUUUUUUAUUGUGUCCCACUGCUGGGCAAAGGCCUCCCCCCCCUCUUCUUCCACUCGUCUCGGUUUUGAGCUACGACCGGCCAGUCUCUCAAAAAGGAGUCUAAGUUAUCCCGCCAUCGCCGACGAGGUCGGCCGGAUCCCCAGUUUGAGUCGCAGGGCACCCACUCCGUGGUUAUCUUGGUCCACAAGUUAAAAGAAAUGUCUAAAAAAAUAUCAAUAAAAUAAUACGAACAUAAAAAACAGUUCAAUUGACAAGUUUUUUUAUAAAAAUUUGGUAAGAUACGGUCCGAAUUGCGAAUACUACUAUUUGUCAACUAUAGUAGAGAUCGUUAAAAGUAGAAUUAUUUAUGUUCCGUAUUGUAUAAUAAAUACUUUUACAGUACAUAUUGUGCUACUUUACCGCACUAGUGCGAAAAUUAGCAUAUUACGUUACUGUGUCUAACAUUUAAAUGGCCAUAUGUAAUGUAAAACGUUGUACGAUACAUGUGCGGAUAGGUAAUUCGCAACUCGUGUCGAUUUAAAACACUCCCUUCGGACGUAUUUUAAUUUAUCGCCACUCGUUUCGAAUUUCCUAUUUUUCGCACUUCUAUCGUAAUGUACUAUUUCAUUAAAUACUUAUUACGAUCGAAUACUCGUAGGGCAGGGGUUCCCAAUCUUUUUCAACAUGCGGCGCAGUUACAAGUGUAGUAUUUUGCAACGGCGCCCUUGUAAAUUUAAAAUCACGGUCGAAAAAGAGUUACACGACGCUAUAUUAUUUACCGAUGCGAGCGCUCAAAUAGGCACCCGCGAAUAUUUGUGGUUUUGGAUAAUGAUAGAACUCACGGCGCCCCUCUUUACUUUCUACGGCGCACCAGGGCGCCGCGGCGCACACUUUGGGAACCCCUGUCGUAGGGUGUUUUGGAACGAUGCGGUCCGACUUAUUUCGGGGGUGUAUUAUAAACCGUCAAUAUACCAUUGUAUUACGUUUGAACUUAUUUUUGUCUCUUUCGCAUUAAAUAUCGCAUCAAAUUGCAUCGCAUUUUACUCACUGUUUUUAAGCAGAAAGUUACCCUUGUUCGAGCUGCUGAGAUGAAAAAAUUCAAAACAACGUUUGAUGACUAAUUUAAACAUUUUAAACGUUAAGGAUCUUUUGAGUAAAUUAUGCAUUAGCAUAUAAUAAUGUAGAUAUAUUAUAUCUUUGGUUUUAGAUUUAGAGCCGUCCGCAAGAAUCGAACAUUUUCUGUGCCAAAACAAAAAGUAUAUACUUUAUUCAGUAUUAAAUAUGAAUUUAUAUUGCAGAAUUGUUUGAGUAUGAAUCUCAUAGGUAGAUUUAACGAUUAUUCGUAUUAGAUAUUUUAUUUGCAUAACUAAUGUAAUACCUAUUUUGUUUAUAGUUACUUUUAUAAAUAAAUUUGAAGUAAUUUGCAAAAUAAA